Molecule: messenger RNA, 6423 nt
Organism: Eriocheir sinensis (Chinese mitten crab)
Lineage: Eukaryota; Metazoa; Arthropoda; Malacostraca; Decapoda; Varunidae
Gene: Coq8
Product: atypical kinase coq-8, mitochondrial-like
Exons: 11
Coding region: 638-4204 (1188 amino acids)
Biological process (GO): ubiquinone biosynthetic process
Cellular component (GO): extrinsic component of mitochondrial inner membrane
Molecular function (GO): kinase activity
Source: RefSeq, a predicted model, not a curated record
AAUCGAGAGGUCAAAAGUAGAAAAAUAGGAAGGAGGAGAAGAAGAGAAAGAGAGACAGAAGAGAAGAAUAAAAGAAGAGGAAGAGGAAGUGGAUAAGUGGAGAGGAAAAAAGUGGAAGAAGAAGAAGAAGAAGAGGGAUCCGAGAAAAUCGAGAGGUCAAAAGUAGAAGAAUAGGAAGGAGGAGAAGAAGAGAAAGAGAGACAGAAGAGAAGAAGAAAAGAAGAGGAAGAGGAAGUGGAUAAGGGGAGAGGAAAAAAGUGGAAGAAGAGGAAGAGGAAGAAGAGGAGCCCAAGAGAACAUCGUCUGCAUGUUUACGUUUCAUAAGCCGCCCACAUGUUACGUCAUCACGGCGGACCAGCUGAUCGAGGCACACCCGCUUACCCCUUCCCCGAGUGCCACCAUAUAGGCCUAGGGUCGACACAGUGCCACGGGCCGCUGGGUGACCUGUGUGGCAUCCUGGCGUGCUGCUUAGGCCCAUUACCUAUUCUGUACACGUAGGGAGAGUUGUGCCCGGCGGUGGAGUAGGAAGAAGGGGUCCGUUACGUGAGGCAGGACUGAAGCUUUGGUUGAGGUGAGUGAGUGUCCCUCUGCUGGCCCUGUGACCUUUCCUGACCUGAUAAUCUGACGCGCCGUAACGAUGGCCAAGCCCCCGAGAGGAAGUGACCUUGUGUCGGUGCUGCGUGGCCUGGCACGUGUCGGGUCAGCAGUCGUGGAUGUCAGGUCACAGGAAGUCACCCGUGUGUGGGCCACCUCCUCCCUCAGACCUGCUGUGGUGGAGGGUGCCACAAAGCUGCAGGAGGCUGUGGCUGCAGCAGUACAGCAGCCAGAGACACUACAGAAAAAUGCCUCAAAAAGUGCAAGUGAAGCGCUGGCUCGUCUAUCCAUGGUGACAGAGGGCCUGAGGGCCUACAGGGGCAGCAGUGUUCAACCUGCUGAAGAAACAUUAGACAGAGUGGAGGACCCUAUGUAUGACCCCAGCGUUAAGGAACUAAACAUUGAGGAAUUCUUGAUGCAGGAAGCUUCCAGUGGCUCGGGUCUGGAUGCCCUUGAACCCAGCAGCCAGGAUCCCCUUGGAAGGGUCCAAGAGGAGGCAACCAACAUUGUUGGCAAAGCAUUAAGCACAAGAGAGGAAGUCAGUAAACGAGUGCAGGAAUUUGAACCGCUUAUAAACAUAGCAAAAGGUGAGGAAAUAGAAAUCACACAGGAGCAUCUUCAAGUUUUAAAUAAUAAAGUUUCAGAGCUUGAAGGCAUUUCACAUGGCCAGAAUAUAGUUCAAGAGGAAACAGAACCAAGUAGUGUAGAGGAAAAUAUUGUCCAAUCUGCCAGUGCCUCUGAGCCUGCAGAACAUACCAGGGAAGUGAGUGGGUCCACAGACUCCACCCAGGCACAAGGACUAAGCAUUGAAAGCAUGAUAAUGCAGGAGGCCACAAGUGGCCACCAUGACCAGAUACUUUCUGACAGUCAGAAGUAUCUCUAUGGAGAGGUUCAGGGAGCUGCAGAAGCUGUUAAGAAAGGUAUUGAUGAUACAAAAGAUGAAGUCAACCAAAGAAUGUUGGGGUUUGAACCUCUCCUGGACAUUACAAAGUCUGAGGAACAAGAAAUUACAGAGGAACAUCUUGAGGCCAUCAAUGAGAAGUUGUCUGAAAUCCAUGAUGUUUCCUUUGGACAUGACCUAAAGAUGUUCCGAGAAAUAGAAAACCCUAAACCUGUAGAGGAGGUGUUACAAGAUAUCAUAAACCAGCAAGCUCCUGUGAAACAACAGGUGACAGAGACCAUGCAGGAAACUGAAGAAAUGGAUUUAGUUGAAAGUGUACCAAAAGAGAACGCAGGACUAAGCAUUGAAAGCAUGAUAAUGCAGGAGGCCACAAGUGGCCACCAUGACCAGAUACUUUCCGAUAGCCAGAAGUAUCUGUAUGAAGAGGUUCAGGGAGCUGCAGAAGCUGUUAAGAAAGGUAUUGAUGAUACAAAAGAUGAAGUCAGCCAAAGAAUGUUGGGGUUUGAACCUCUCCUGGACAUUACAAAGUCUGAGGAACAAGAAAUUACAGAGGAACAUCUUGAGGCCAUCAAUGAGAAGUUGUCUGAAAUCCAUGAUGUUUCUUUUGGGCACGAUCUAAAGACACUCCAAGAAAUAGAAAACCCUAAACCUGUAGAGGAGGUGUCACAAGAUAUCAUAAACCAUCAAGCUCCUGUGAAAGAACAGGUGACACAGACCAUGCAGGAAACUGAAGAAAAGGAUUUAGUUGAGAGUGUACCAGAAGAUAACACCAAAGCACAGACCAAGGGUACCCAAGAGCCUACAGCCGCCAGUCUGGAGGCUGCCGCAGAGCUGGAAGAUUCCAUAUCACAAGUUGCAAAACCUGUUGUCCUUGAUGACUCAUAUAUCUCUACAGCCUCUGAGGUGAAAGUUGACAUCCAGGUAGAUCCCCCAGCAGAGGCAUCCCAAGCUGAGAGCAUCAGCAGCACACAAAUAGUGUCUGACGGAGCCUCAUCUUCCUCACCAUACACCUCCCAGAGUCCUGUUACUCCUGAUGGGACUGGAGGGGCAGUGGCUGCUGAAAUAUCCUCCAUGGUUGCAACUGCUGCUGUUGGUGCUGGUGCUUCAUUUACAGUAGCCAGUGCUCCUGCUGCUGCUACUGUUGCUGCUGCUGCUGCUGCUACUAUUACUGCUACUGCUGCUGCUGCUGCUGCACCGUCAGUUGCGACCCCCACACCCUCUGUGUCCUUUGAUGGCCCCGUCAUCGCUUCACAAGCAAAUACUGCACCUGCCAAGCCCAAGCCAAAACUGUUAGGGAAGAAACCGUUGGCCAAAGAAAAGCCCAAGUCAACGUUGUCAGAAAAUGCACAGGCCCGCAAGGUUCCUCACUCCCGUCUUGGCCGCCUGGCGACCUUCGGGGGGCUGGCGGCAGGUCUCGGGAUGGGCACGCUGGCCGAGGUGACGCGGCGCUCGCUGGGCCUCAACCAGGGCAAGGGCAGCGGCUCCCUACUUGACUCUUCACCCUUCCUGACUGAAGCCAACGCCCGGAGGAUUGUGGAUACACUGUGCAGAGUGAGAGGAGCUGCCUUGAAGCUGGGCCAGAUGCUGAGUAUCCAGGACAGCGCCAUCAUCAAUCCACAGCUGCAGAAAAUCUUUGAGCGGGUGCGCCAGUCAGCUGACUUCAUGCCCACGUGGCAACUGGAGGAGGCCAUCAAGGGCCAGCUCGGGGAGGACUGGCGCUCCACAGUCGCUACAUUCGACGAGAAGCCCUUCGCUGCGGCCUCCAUUGGGCAGGUCCACUUGGCCACGCUGCACGACGGCCGCUCGGUGGCCAUGAAGAUACAGUACCCAGGCGUGGCGGAGGGCAUCGAGAGUGAUAUCAACAACCUGGUGUCCACCCUGAAAGUGGCUAAUAUUUUCCCUGAAGGGUUGUUUGUUGACUCCGUUAUUGAGGUCGCUAAGAAGGAGCUGCGCUGGGAGUGUGACUACGUGAGGGAGGUUGAGUGCACCAAGCGUUUCAGGGAGCUGGUGCAGCCGUACCCUCAGUUCUAUGUGCCUGAAGUCAUCCCUGAACUAUGCACACCACAGAUCUUCACCUCCGAGCUCAUUGCCGGCAUCCCCGUAGACAAGUGCAUAGACAUUGAUCAGGAAUCCAAAAAUUACAUCUCCGAGCAAAUCCUUCGUAUCUGUCUCUUGGAGCUGUUCCAGUUUGGCUUUAUGCAGACUGAUCCCAACUGGUCCAAUUUCUUUUAUAAUGCAGAAACAGAGCAAGUUGCACUCCUAGAUUUUGGGGCAUGUCGGGAUUACAGCAAGGAGUUUGUGGAUAAGUACAUUAACCUGAUCUACGGAGCAGCAAUGAAGGACAGAGAGAGGGUGCUCAAAUACUCCCAAGAGCUGGGCUUCUUGACAGGAUAUGAAGCAAAGGUGAUGGUGGAUGCCCACAUAGAUGCUAUCAUGAUCCUGGGAGAGGCAUUCCAAGAGAAGAAACCCUUCCACUUUGGAGACCAGAACACCACCCACAGAAUACAGAAUCUGGUUCCCGUCAUGCUCUCCCACCGCAUGUGUGCACCGCCGGAAGAGUCCUACUCCCUGCACCGUAAAAUGUCUGGGGUGUUCCUGCUGUGCACCAAGUUGAAUGGCACGGUGGAUUGUCACGGUCUUUUUCACGAGAUAUUUAAGAAUUACAAAUUUGGAGGCACUUGGGAAGACUUACAUGCUGGCAGAUUGUAACUGUAAUGGUCUGAAGCAAUCUCAUUUGUCAUGUCCUCAAUGCACCCAGAAGAGAAUAGUAACAACAGUGGUUCCCAGAUCUGCACAAAGGAGAAAUGUAGCUCCACGUGUGAGGUGAGUAAUGUGUGCUGGUUGUGACCCUAGUAAGGGAAAAUGUUUAUGUUGUGUAGAUGUGUAUAUAUCUCUCGUCAGCAUUCAUAGUUUCAGUUAAGUGGAAGCUUAGGUGCAUGCGACUUGUGCAAUAGGCAGGAGCAUUUGAGGGAACGAUUAAUAGAAAGAUCAAGGUUCCACAUGCUGCUUUUUGUAUGAUGUCUUACACUGCAUCCGGUGAGGCAUCCAAAUGGGCUUUGAUAUAUACAGUACAGGAGGUUGAGAAGUUGGAGUGGGUGCCCCUACUAUUUUUUCCUAGAGCACUUGUCAAAAAGAUGGCAUGGGCUUUUUGUAAUUAUUUUUUUAUGCUCCACCCUGCUGCUGUGGGAGUAAGGUCAGGAGUCACUUACAUACAGUGUGUUCUAUUCUUUUUAAGUGGUUAUUAAGGGAUCUCAGUGUAAUGAUUCAAGAUGCGAAUAAGGUCUCCAAAGGCCUCUAACCCGGUGAUGCAAUAUGACUCGACCCUAGAAUGUCUACCAAGCGUCUAAAUGGCUCAGGUUUGAGUCCCGGGCAGGUUGUCGGGAAAAGCAUUUAUUCCUGAGUAGAUUAGUUUUUCAUGUGUUCUAAGAAGUGGCAGAUCCCUCAUUAUAGAAAGUCCUUGCAUUAGAUAACAUUGUGCUCUACUUAUUAUCAUCUGUUGAAAAAUAGAAAAGGUACAGAUGAGAGAUGGUUUUGAUUCUUCACACUGACCUUAACUUAAUAAACACAAGAUGUUUAUGAUCUGCUCUUUGCCUAAUAUCUCAUUUUGUGUUCCUUUUUGAGAACUUUCCAAGGAGGUUACUGUGAAAGAAAAGAAGCCACCUUUGCCUUUUCACGGAAUUCUCGUUUUCUGCAGUCCUCUCAUGCUUACUUGGUGUGUCGUUCCACUUUUUUACUCACUGAUGGACAAAAUUUUUAACUAAAUAAUCCACCACUAUUUGCUGAUGUUGAUCAUCACUAUAAUUAUGUUGUCUAUAUUGUCUGUAUAUGAAUUCAUAUUAAUUAUUGCAGUCAUGUAAAUUUUACUUAUUGUUUCUGUAAUACUUUUUCCUAUAUUCAGUUUGAGGAGUCAGUCAUCAUAGUUACAAGAGCAAUGGUAUUCAUCACAAUCAUGGCCACAAACAACCUUGGGUAGUCAAGUUGUGGGAUGUUUGUGUGUCAUGAAAGGUGUAUAUGUGCCAUAGUGAAGCACACAGUGUCUUAUCUCCACAGCAGGAGGCUGUGUCUAUAAUUUGUGUUGUAUCACAGUGCAAGAAUGGAAGUGUGUCAUGAUGGCACAUGAAACGUCCAACCUUUGGUGUUAGGCCCCCUUCACAUGAGCGGUUCUCUCCCGUGCGGAAGUAUGGCCGCGUGGGUGGGUGUCUUAAAAGGCAUGUCUUCACACGAGCGGUUUUCCUGCGCGGUUCAUCUGCAGCAGUGCACAGAAUACUUGUGAGUUUGUUGAGACUUGUUUGUUUGUUUGUUUGAGAUGGAGGAUGUAAAGAAGAGAGUGAUUUCUUUGUAUUAUAAUGAACAGGGUGUUAAAAAGAAGCAACUAUGUAAAUGGUGGACCCACCCAAUAAACAAACCUAGGCUCCUUUAAAGAGCAUUUUAUACAUUAUAUUCUGACUUUAAAGCUUAUGAAGAAAAGUUUUUCAAUUAUUUCCGCAUGUCAUCUUCUACAUUCGAAGAAUUUGUGAGCAAAAUGAAGCUCUGCCACAGAUUAACCAAGACUGCUGCUCAGGGAAAAACCUCCCGUCUGAAGGAACCCAUAGACUUCUAUAGUAUUCUGAACCGCCUGGCGCCGCACGGGUUAGCAGUGCUUGCGGCCGAUAAACCACUGCCACACGGGAGUGUAAGCUGUGCGGCAGUGUGUGAAAGGCCUCAUUGAACUUCAUUGACUUCUAAACCGUGCUGGAAAACCGUGCAGGAGAAAACUGCUUGUGUGAAGGGGUCCUUAUACAGUGGCCUCAAGCCCUCACCACCAACAGAGACAGAAGUGGAGGCUUCAGGUGAAGUGGGUGGCAGGCCCUGAACUGCUUCUUUUACCAAUAGCCUCUUAAAUGUACAUUCUGUUAUAUAAGUAACAAAAAGACACGGUAUUACUCCAC